AUGGAUCUUGCGUCAGGCCCAGAUACGACCGAGACUCUCAAGUCCUCGGUCGUGGAGUUGAAUGUCGUGGAGACCACGGAUGAUGCGAACGUUGAUGAUGAUAGUACACCGUCACGACCCGCUAUCCAGAAGUCAAAAUCGCCGACGACGUCUGACGCGGAUGACGUUAGUGAUGAGUCUGGCGACGAAUGGGAGACGGACUCGUUAUAUGAAGAGGCAUUGCAUUUUGUUCGGGAUGAUCAACUUGCGACUGUCCCAGGUGCAUGCACUCCGCAAGAGGCGAUCGCCUAUCGCAAACUUCUACGCGAAAUCGGAAAGGCCGCCUUUGUCGAAGAGACGAUCGGAAAGAAUACGAUCACAGCGAAGAAACUCCUGACUGCGUUCGGUGUUGUUCCCCCGUCUUUCCUCGAAGAUGCGCCUGAUGAGGCAUACCAUCCGCUACUUGGUAUUGUCAUUUCUCGAGAGUUCGCAAAGCGUCAGAAGCUGGAUGAAUAUAAUUCUAUUGAGGAUGCGGUUAACUUGCUGAAGAAGUCGAAGAACGUGAUUGUCAUUACCGGUGCCGGGAUCUCUACGAGCCUUGGGAUCCCGGACUUUCGUUCCAAAGACACCGGUCUCUAUUCGCGACUAGAACAUCUCGGACUCAGCGACCCCCAAGAGGUGUUUGAUAUCUCAUUGUUCCACGAGGAUCCAAGUAUAUUCUUUUCAGUCGCAAAGGACAUCCUUCCCACCGAGAAGAAAUUCUCCCCUACACAUGCGUUCAUCAGGCUGUUACAAGACAAAGGCAAAUUGUUGACGAACUACACCCAAAACAUCGAUAACAUCGAGGCCAAUGCGGGUGUCAAUCCGGAAAAGAUUGUGCAGUGUCACGGGUCUUUUGCAACCGCAACGUGCACAAAAUGUGACUUCAAGGUGCCGGGCGAUGCCAUUUUUGACACUAUUAAAUCGGGCAAGAUCCCUCUUUGUAAGCGCUGCAAAGAACAGAUUACUUUGCGAUCGCAAGCAUUGAAACGGAAACGUAGCUCGAACGGUUUGCAGAACAGCCGUAAGAAGCGUUCGUUUGACGAUGAUUCCGAUGGGGAGGAUUAUGACAUUCCUACUCCUGGUGUUAUGAAGCCCGAUAUUACCUUUUUUGGCGAAGAUCUUCCUGACGAGUUUGGAAGACGACUUGUUGAAGAAGAUCGUGAGGUGACGGACUUGGUCAUAGUGAUUGGAACAUCCAUGAAAGUGGCGCCUGUGGCCGACGUUCCCAGCAUUAUACCAAGCACAGUGCCUCAGAUCUACAUCUCACGCACACCUGUAUCGCAUAUCGGCUUUGAUAUCGAUCUGUUAGGCGAUUCCGACGUAGUCGUGUCAGAGCUCUGUCGACGAGCUGGGUGGGACUUGAAACAUGGCAUGCUACCCGAGGACCAGAAGGUUGAGGUUGCUCAAGAAGAGGGCUAUGUAUCGCGUCAUACCUUCAGUGUUGUAUAG
Molecule: messenger RNA, 1470 nt
Organism: Talaromyces marneffei
Lineage: Eukaryota; Fungi; Ascomycota; Eurotiomycetes; Eurotiales; Trichocomaceae
Exons: 5
Coding region: 1-1470 (489 amino acids)
Molecular function (GO): NAD+ binding
Source: RefSeq, a predicted model, not a curated record